This is a messenger RNA of Owenia fusiformis, 1413 nucleotides long. Lineage: Eukaryota; Metazoa; Annelida; Polychaeta; Sabellida; Oweniidae. The record is from the annotation of a GenBank genome assembly.
CUCAACAAGUCGCAUCAUGUGAUGUAAAUAUACAUGUUAACAUUGCCAUGAUACACACAAUAUUGAUAUAAAAUAAACACUACACUACACCACUUUGAAAAUUGACUGAAAACACUGUUUUCCAAAAUGAUCUUGUUUCUUUCAUUAAUACUGUGUACAUCGAUGGUUCACACAUUUCCAUCAACUAACCGGACUGAAGAGUGGGAAGUAUGGAAGAACAAAUUCAUGAAAACGUAUAAGACGCAGGAGAUCGAGCAGAUGAAGAAAGUAAAAUGGAUUGAGAAUUUGUUGUUUGUGCAGACACAUCGUCAGCAGAGCAGUGGUUUUGAUGUUGAGAUGAAUAUGUUUGCAGAUUUGAGCGUCCAUGAUCUACUAGCCACCAAUUUGGAAACUGUCAAUGCUCAUCAACAUCAACCCAAUUAUGUGAGUGAAGUAGAUGGACAGACGAACAUACCAAAAUCUUGGGAUUGGCGAAAACACGGUGUCGUUGGACCCGUCCAUAACCAAGGAGAAAUUAACGAUGCCCUUUCAAUCGCAGCAACGGAUUGUGUUGAGAGCCUCGGUGCUGUGACAAGAGGGUCCCUGUCAAGGUUGAGUCAACAAGAAACGUAUGAAUGCUGCACGAUACACCAGCCUGUACCUGAUGUAUUCCAAUGUAUCCACAGUCUAGGAGGAUUAUGUUCAGAGUCGGACUAUCCAAAGCAUAUCGGCAAUGGGACAUGUCAUUCAAAAAUGUGUCAGCCUAAAGUUAAGGUGAAUGGAUCGAAGCAUGUAAUCAAAGCCAACGAGACAGAUCUUCAACUAGCUGUAUUGAAAACACCAGUGCUGGUGUACUUUGAUGCCAGUCACGCAUCCUUCAUGUUGUAUAAAAGUGGCAUAUAUAGCGAACCAGCCUGUAAAUCAACCGUUCUGGACCAUGUUUUGGUUCUGGUGGGGUAUGGAACCAUGGGGCAAGGUCGUGACUUCUGGAUCUGCAAAAAUAGUUGGGGAAUUAACUGGGGCAUGGAAGGUUAUGUUUUGGUGCAGAGAAACCAUGACAACAUGUGCGGUAUAGCCUCAAAAGCUUCAUAUCCUGUAUAAACAUCUUCAUCACACAAAAUACUUUAUAACAUUGUUUUAGUUCCAUAGAUUCUCGAAAACGAAUGUUUAAAGAACACCAAAAACAAGGCAUGAACUAUAUUUAAUGAAAAGGCUGACGGUGCCAAUCUUCUAAAGAUUGUGGGCAAAAAAACAUUUUGACAUUGAGCAAAGUAGGUUAUCCGCAAAAGAUUGCAAGGUUAAUCAUAAAAUCAAGGUCUUUAUCCCUUAAGAAAAAAGAAGCAUAUUCGUAGGAUCAUCAUUAUCUGAAAGAAAUGUGUGGCAAUACUGUUUAGACUGAUUUCAAAUUUUCACUGUAAACAACGCAUUUUUGCC